AUGAAGUUUAUCGCCGUCACCCUCGCUCUCGCCGCUGCGGCGCUCGCCCAGGACACCCCGUCCACCAGGAUCCCGGAAUGCGCUAACUCGUGCGUUACCCAAGCUACCAGCGGCAACAAGAUCGCCGGCUGCAACCAAGGCGACAUCAAGUGCGUCUGCUCCAACGACUCCUUCCUCGACUCCAUCGCCUGCUGCCUCGUCGACGUCUGCGACGAAGCCGGCCAAAAGGCCGCCGUCUCUUUCGCCCUCGCCCUCUGCAGCGGCGCCGGCGUCUCCGUCCCCAGCGAGGUCGUCUGCAAGACGGCCGGCGGUAAUAGCGACAGCGCUUCCAGCGGCGCUCCUGCCAGCGGAUCUGCUACCGAGUCCGGGUCGGCUGCUACUGGCACCACUAGCGGCGCGGCGGGUUCUACCCCUUCGAGCACCGAGUCUUCGGCUCCGACGUCUUCCGGCGCUGCUGGUGUUGUUGGUGCGCCGGUGGGUGGGCUUCUUGGAGGUGUCCUUGCUGCCCUCGCCCUUCUGUAA
Molecule: messenger RNA, 522 nt
Organism: Scedosporium apiospermum
Lineage: Eukaryota; Fungi; Ascomycota; Sordariomycetes; Microascales; Microascaceae
Exons: 2
Coding region: 1-522 (173 amino acids)
Source: RefSeq, a predicted model, not a curated record